Molecule: messenger RNA, 2075 nt
Organism: Nothobranchius furzeri (turquoise killifish)
Lineage: Eukaryota; Metazoa; Chordata; Actinopteri; Cyprinodontiformes; Nothobranchiidae
Product: secreted frizzled-related protein 5
Biological process (GO): non-canonical Wnt signaling pathway; canonical Wnt signaling pathway
Molecular function (GO): Wnt-protein binding
Source: RefSeq, a predicted model, not a curated record
UUGUUUGUUUUCCAGUCUCUCUCACUCACACACACACACACACACACACACACACACACACACACACACACACACACACACACACACACACACACACACACACACACACACGCACACACACCACUGUGUGUGAGCGAUAACGGUCAUGUCAGUAUUUUAAGAACAUUUGGUUAUUCAGGGAAAAGCUAUAAUAAAAAAUUCUGAAUAAAUGAUGAAACUUGAUAAAAACAAAGUUUGUUAAAGAAGAAUCAGAUCAGGACUUGAAAGUAGGAUGGAAAUGUGAGAUCUAGCAUUUUCCAUAAUUCUACACAUAAACUAAAGAACAGCCUUGAAAAAUAUAUUUAAUUAGUUGCAAAUCUUUUUUAUUUUCAAAUGUGCAUAUCUAGUCUGAAUGAAGGCACAUAUCGUUAGUAUCCCACCCCUUCUCCCACUGCUCCACACCUCCCCUCACCCCUUCCUAUGCAAGUCGGUUUACCGCCCACUAUAAAUACACCUAUUCUCACAUCCUCUCCUCCACUUUCACACAGAGAUCCGCACUUCUUCAGGACCAAUCCGACUAACCAGUUUCAGCUUCAGGUCAGCUACGUUUUAUAACAGAGAUGUUAUUAUGUUCAGCUUCUCUGUUAUGUCUCCUUUUGCUUGCUGGGCCUAGCAGCCCAUUAGCCAGGCCUGGUAGAGGGAGAACAGGGCUGGAAGGACGCCUAAAGCCCGAGGGUAGGGAUCGAUCUGGACUCAAGGACAAGGGUGGAGAACAGACAACAGCUGACAGCAGAAGAGAAACUGAACUGGGAGAUCCUUCUGCCUUACAACCAGGAGCUGCAGCUGGAGACAAUGGGGACAUGUGGGGAGAGAUCGGUACUACAUUCAACUUCAGGUCCUCAUUUUCGUUCAGUGAUGACCAAUUAUGGGAGCCCCGCAUCACUUCUUACUGUGUGCCUAUCCCACCUGGAAUGGCACUGUGCCAGAACAUUGGUUAUACCUCCAUGAGGAUGCCUAACCUGCUGGGCCACGAUUCUCCAGCCGAAGCUGUUCAACAGAGCGCCAGCUGGCUGCCUCUACUCGCCAGAGAGUGCCACCCAGACGCCCGCAUAUUCCUCUGCUCUCUCUUUGCUCCCAUCUGUCUUGACCGGUUUAUAUCACCCUGCAGAAGUCUGUGUGAAUCUGUGCGGGACAGCUGUGCACCAAUCAUGAGUUGUUAUGGUUACCCGUGGCCAGAAAUUCUCCGGUGUGACCAGUAUCCUGCAGACCACCUUGUGUGCAUCUCCUCCAUCACAAACACCACGAACAUUCACAUAGGAGCGCACAGAGUGCCUCAGGCGAGCUGCCGAGAUUGCGAGCUGGAGGAGGGCUCCUCUUCAAAAGACACACUAGAGACCUUUUGUAGGAGUGAUUUUGUGGUGAAACUGCGUCUGACGAGGCUCAAAUAUAGCCCUGCAAGUCUCGCUCAGUUCUCACUGGCUGCUAAACUGGACGUCUUAAAGCACGGGCCCCUGUUAGGAGGACAGUUACGUUCCUGCAUUGAGCUGUGGCUGGAGAGGGAUGCUACCUGUGUGCAUAACAUGACUCAAAAACAUCCGCGAGGAGGCACGUUCCUAGUGACAGGCACGGUGCAGGGGGAGCACCUGGUGGUCAGCAAGGCUUAUGCUUGGCAAAGAGGUGACAAGAACCUAAUGGCAGCUGCACGGAGAUGGAAAAGUCACAAAUGCCGACAUUAAUGUUUCUCAGAAAUAUUUCUAGCAGAAUCACCAAACUAUGGUUAGAGUAGCAUGUAGAAACCUACGGCUGUAAAUAAUACGUAUUUUAUUUUUUAAAUUCCCUUAUGAGAGAAAUAAAUUGUGCAAAAAAUAAAUAAACAUAUAAAUAAAAAACAUAUUGCAGGAAACUGAUCAAGCAUACCCUUGUAUUGCUUCUGAAGUGGUGAUAAAUAAUGUUUAAUAAAAUGUACAUACUCUAUUUUUAUACAUUGACCAAAUGUUGGUGUAUGUUUCUGAUUGCAGCAAUGUUUCUAUUUGUCACUUUUCUAAAAAAAAAAGUUAAAAGGCAAAGCAAACUGAAAUAUGUUUCUUUAAUUAGUU